Molecule: messenger RNA, 689 nt
Organism: Antrostomus carolinensis (chuck-will's-widow)
Lineage: Eukaryota; Metazoa; Chordata; Aves; Caprimulgiformes; Caprimulgidae
Product: very long-chain acyl-CoA synthetase-like
Exons: 4
Biological process (GO): bile acid metabolic process; long-chain fatty acid import into cell; long-chain fatty acid metabolic process
Cellular component (GO): plasma membrane; endoplasmic reticulum membrane
Molecular function (GO): long-chain fatty acid transmembrane transporter activity; long-chain fatty acid-CoA ligase activity
Source: RefSeq, a predicted model, not a curated record
AGCUCCACGCCGCCGUGGAGGAGGUUCUCCCAGCUCUCCAGCACGAUGGCAUCCGUGUCUUCUACCUGAGCUCCACAUCGCCCACGCCGGGUGUUGAGGCUCUUCUCCCCGCCAUCAAGGAGACAUCUGAUGAGCCCCUGCCCACCCACCACCGCGCUGGUGUCACUGGUGACUCCAAAGCCAUCUACAUCUACACCUCUGGCACCACUGGGUUGCCCAAGGCAGCAGUGAUCACCGAGAUGAAGUUGAUGUUGGUGGCCAACCUGGGUCGUCUCUGUGGCCUCCGACCCGAUGACGUCAUCUACCCGACGCUGCCGCUCUACCACUCGGCCGGGCUCCUCAUCGGGGUGGGCGGGUGCUUGGAGGUCGGAGCCACCUGUGUCCUGCGAGCCAAGUUCUCCGCCUCUCAGUUCUGGGACGACUGUCGCCGUUACAACGUCACCGUCAUCCAGUACGUGGGGGAGCUGAUGCGUUACCUCUGCAACGCCCCCAAGCGUGACAACGAGCGGGAGCACGGGGUGCGCUUGGCCUUGGGCAACGGUCUCCGAGGUGAGGUGUGGAAGGAGUUUCUCCAGCGCUUCGGUCCCAUCUCCAUCUGGGAGUUUUAUGGAGCCACCGAGGGCAACGCUGGUUUCAUCAACUACACCGGCAAGAUCGGGGCGGUGGGAAGAGCCAACGUGUUCCUCAAG